GAAUCCGGAGGUACUCAGGGCGUUGAAGUCGAGGGCGAGAGGAUUUGUCGAGUGCUGAUGGCACCGCACACGCAUCAGCAAGCCAUCGAAGGCGAGCAGGUGGAGGAGGAAGAGGAGGAGGAGGCAGCGGUCGCCACGCUCCGCUUUGGAAGAGUACGGCGCAGCGUCAAUGGCAUCAGCAGCAAGGAGUGCAGUGUUGCGUGAAUACGGCCAACAGAAACUUAGCUUGCAGCUGGUUUGAUGUGCUUUUGCCGUUGGCCGUCCGAGCUUUGAGCUUCGUCUGCAGUGGCGGGGUCUUCUUCAAGCUUCCACUUUGGAGUCGAAAUCGCGCUGAAGAGCCGUGUGUAGUGUGACAGUGGCUUGAGUAGACGUCAGGAACUAUUGUUUGCUCUCUUGGUUGUGUAUAGUUACCAGAUUAAAGUUUACUCAGUAGCAAGUGUACGAGAUAAUAUUUGAGAUUGUGUCGGCGACUUUUGGUUUGAGUUUCAGCGGUGACGAAGAAGCGAUGGUUUUUUAUUGGAGUGAUUGAAAUUUACCUGGACUUCCUUGCAAGGUCCAUUUGCAGAGUAACGAAGGACUGAAGAAGGAGGAGUUGAUAAUGCAGAGAAGCGGUGCACGGGAGUGAUGGUGAAGCUUCAGACAGUGUAUUUCCUGUGUCUGAAGAGGCGGGACAUUCCGGCAUUUUCUUUUAGGGUAGUCGAAUUAUUUUAGCGGAAGUAACCGUGACCAGAAGCUGGAUGUUGGAACUGAAACUAUCAGUGUGCAUAGUGACAAUGUUGUAGAUGGUUGAAGGAAGUGUUUCGUAUUCGGAAGGCAGAGGGGCGCAAUGCUCGUGCAGCAGGAGAAUGGGAACGUGGCGUGGCUGGGGAAUGGCUCUCGUAAUGUCCCCGAUGAGGCUGCCGCAGCAAUCGAGUUGGAAUCCGGGAACGACGAGACGAUGGAACCUUACAGCGACGUAUUCAGGCCGCCUGAGGUAGCAUUUGAGGCGGAGAGAAGUGCCGUGAGCUUGGUGGGAGCUUGGCUGAUAGAGAAUCUCAUCAAGGUCGUGAUUGUCGUGUUCAUGGUCCUAAGUGUGCUGAUUCUCGUCGUCAUGCGCAGCCACGAGGGGCAGAAUGAGAUCAUAGAUCUGGAGCUAAUCUCAGAAGCACUGCCGCAAAUUCCGUAUCCGGAAUUGAACCUGAAACAUAUCCCCGCACAGGUUGACAAAGGACGAUACACUGCAGUGAGGACGGAUAAGUGGAUCGUAGUAGCCGCCCUCGGUGCCCCGACAGCGCACAUUCAAGCGCUGACGAGGGUGAGUGGAUGGCAGGUGCUCGCCGUUGCCGGCGAGAACACGCCGGCGGAUUGGAAAGUCGCUGGAGCUAUCUUCCUGUCCAUGGACGACCAAGCUGCUCUCGGCUACCGUAUUUCCGCACAUCUUCCGGACAGCAACUAUUUGCGUAAGAACAUCGGUUACCUAUUUGCGAUCCAGCAUGGUGCACAGGUAAUUUUCGAUGCGGACGAGAAAGAGUCGGUGAUCGGCGAAGACCUGGACUCGAAAUUUGAUGUGUAUCUUCAAGGACGACGAGCCCGUCGGGAUCCGAUUCUUCAGUUCCGCACCCUCCCCAACCGGACUGUUGUGAACCCUUUCAUCCAUUUCGGUCAGAAAUCAGUGUGGCCUCGAGGGUAUCCAUUGGAAUUCGUUGAGGAAAUUGCACCCGAUAUUUCAUACAGCGAAGUCUUCCCCGGCAAGCAGUUUAUUCAGCAAGGCCUUGCUAAUGGCUUACCAGACAUCGACUCUAUAUUUUAUAACACGAGGCGGUCUCGUAACGGCCAUAUCAGCAUCAAUUUCGACACAAACGCUCCCCCUGUCGCCCUUCCCCAUGGCACAAUGGCGCCCUGCAAUGCCUUCAACACGCUUUUCCACUCUGCAGCUUUCUGGGGACUGAUGCUGCCCGUGACGCUCAGCCCGAAGGCGGCGGACAUUGUACGCGGUUACUGGGCUCAACGCAUACUAUGGGAGGUUGGCGGCAUAAUGGUGAUAUACCCUCCAACGGUAGUGCGAGAGGAUUCCGGCAUGCCAUUGUCCUUCGUCGACGAGAAGGACUUGUAUGCGGAGUCUCGCCGUCUAGUGGAAUUUCUCGUGAAAUGGCGGUCCACGAAGCCUACUCUCUUCGAUAGGAUCAUCCAUCUGACGCACUCCAUGGCUGAGGAAGGCUUUUGGGGCGCCAUCGAUGUGAAACUCACGGUUGAUUGGCUCACAGACCUUCUCUCAGUCGGGUGGCGCCAGCCUCGCUUGGUGGGGAGUGAUCUCGAUGCACUAAUAGACGAUUCUGCUCCUUCCUUGGCUCACAAGCAGUUCGUUCCUCGGUCUUUCCCUACGGUUCAUUUGGGUGUGGAGGAUGGCACGGCAUUGACGGAAGAGUUUGCGGAUUUUCUUACAUGGCGCAAGUUCUACGGCAAUAUGGUGCUCGUGCUCGAAUGUGCUUGGCCUCUGAAUCACACGGUUUUGUCGUGGCGGCUACUCUAUGGGCGUUUAUUCAAGCACGUCGUUGUUCUGUCUCAGGAGAAUGAACCUGGGCUUGGUGUCCACGCCAGCGACUUGUGGAUAUCCUACAGUAUGUUGCCAAAGAUUUUUGAGAAGUAUCCUGCAGCGGACGGCUUCGUGGUGAUGAAGGAGGCCGUUGUGUUCAACUACUGGAAAAUUGCAUCCGCCAACAAGACGAAGAUUUGGAAUUUGCAUCAGGUGAAUACGACCUGGCAAACAGUCGAUUACAAUGCCUCGGGCGCGGAUUGGUACCUAACCAAGAACCACAAGAACAACGUGAAGAAGACGGUGAGCCGGCUGCCAGUGGAGUACCGCACCACUUACAAAGAAACCAUGGACGAUAACCACUUCGUCGUUUGCAGCUCGGAUGUUUUCUACCUCCCGCGUCGCUACAUUGACGAUUUCGCAGCUCUGGUACCCCUGGCUUCGAAGGUGAAGCUACACAGAGAUUUAGCUUUACCAAUGAUAUUCAUGGCAAUGGAUAAGCCUAGCAACUUCGAUGACUAUGCAUUCAGUAGUAUAAAGCACCUGUCGGAGAAAGAGGAGAUAGACGACCCUGCCAUAGCUUAUACUCCAGCAUGGCACGUGGUCUUCCCGUGGGCGGCGACAAGCGACAUUGAACUUUAUCGUAUUGUUAAGGCUAUGUCAGCUGGAGACCCUUCGCUAGCAGAUAUAAUUGAGUAAUCUUUAUCCCAGUUUAGUACUAUUUUCCCAAAUUAUUCAUAUGAGUAUCUUUCCGUAGGGGAUACAUUACAAUGUAAAAUUACUCACAUGAUUAGCCUUCCCGUAAAAUAUAAUUGCAGUGUGUUCAGAUGUUGCAGAAUCGUCUCUACGUACGAUCAGUUGUGGGGACACACUGGAUGAAGUUUUGUUCGCUCUAAUUUGGAAACCAAAUAUGUUUUUAA
Molecule: messenger RNA, 3432 nt
Organism: Physcomitrium patens
Lineage: Eukaryota; Viridiplantae; Streptophyta; Bryopsida; Funariales; Funariaceae
Source: RefSeq, a predicted model, not a curated record